AUGGCUAUAUGUACAUGUGUAAGGGUGCCUCUCAAACUGCAUCCCGUGCUAUCCCGUACACAGUAUCUAUCACUCCAUACCCCCCUCCCCCCACACACUCAUCUACUCAUGGCACUCAGCAUAAAACAAUUCAUUAACGGCGCAGGUAUGCUCAAAGAUCUGAAGAGCUUCAAUUUCAGCGUCUACGGUCAAUACUUCGGAUACAUCAAUAUCAUACUAUGCAUGGCUCUGGGUAUUGCUAAUUUGUUCCAUGUCAAUGCAGUCAUUGCCUUUGGCAUUGUCGCCAUAGUACAAAGUCUUGUCAUUCUGUUCAUUGAGAUUCCUUUCCUUUUGAAAAUAUGUCCCCUCAGCGACAAUUUUGUCAACUUUGUGAAAUACUUCGAAACGAACGGCUGGAGAUGUCUCUUCUUCACAGGAAUGGCAAUCGUACAGUGGUGUUCACUUAUUUUGAAAGUAACAAGUCUGAUCGUGGUUGCAAUUGGUCUUUCAAUUUCAGCUGCUUUCUACGCCAUUGCAUUCUUCAAGAAACAAGAGUUUCAACAUACUUCCAACGUCAUUAAGAAUCCAACUGACGACGACUUCCCACACGAAGCAGUCGUCAGAGAAAUGUUAUGA
Molecule: messenger RNA, 615 nt
Organism: Tetrapisispora phaffii CBS 4417
Lineage: Eukaryota; Fungi; Ascomycota; Saccharomycetes; Saccharomycetales; Saccharomycetaceae
Gene: TVP18
Product: Tvp18p
Exons: 1
Coding region: 1-615 (204 amino acids)
Biological process (GO): vesicle-mediated transport
Cellular component (GO): Golgi membrane
Source: RefSeq, a predicted model, not a curated record